AUGACCAACAGGCCGGUCAGCCGCCCACGCCCCAGCGACGUGGCAGGUGAUGGCAAUGGCUCCCACGGAGGGUUGCAAGAUCAGUCAAAUAGCGUUUGGAAAGAUGUUUUUCCUAUGAUACCGGCUGCUGCCAGGCUUGUUCGACCUCAUGUCCAGCCAUCCUACCCUACUCGUGCAGCUUGUGAGGAGGACGUGCUGGUCAAGCUCGUUGAACAGAAUUACAGCUGGCCACCAGUCGAAAAGACAAGGCCAGAGAGGGUCCAACGCUUCCUCAAACGCUGCAUUUUCAACUAUCUUUUCACACAAUCUACUUCUGAUAACACUGUCACGAUGACCGAACAAACAACGGUCAUAACGGGGAAGAAGUCUACAUCCACCAACAUUCACCAGAAGCAUCCUUCAUCCGCCCUGUCAACAGCCAAAACCCCAGCAACUCUGUCGUCUGCCCAAACCCCAUCAACCCCAGCAACUGUCAGAGUCUUAGCAAGCCCGUCGACUGCCAAACCCCUAGCAACCUCAAUGACCUCUCGCAUGUCAAGACGUGAGAUGCAGGUGCUGGGAGUUAUGGAUUCCCUCGAUAAUGAGCAGGAGAUUGCCUUGGCCAUGUGUGAGACCUGGACUGUAUGGCCAGCCAUACCAUUAACGCGUUCCUCCGAGUGGUCUCCAUCCCCAACUGGGCGCAGCAUGAUUGGUUCUAUUGCCAAGUCCUGGCUCCACAUCCUCUCCAAGAGCCCAGCGACCUCCUAG
Molecule: messenger RNA, 747 nt
Organism: Endocarpon pusillum Z07020
Lineage: Eukaryota; Fungi; Ascomycota; Eurotiomycetes; Verrucariales; Verrucariaceae
Exons: 3
Coding region: 1-747 (248 amino acids)
Source: RefSeq, a predicted model, not a curated record